AUGCAAAUCCUGCUAUUCGCAUUCAUCCUGGCGUUCAUUGCUGUGGUCCAAAGCUAUCCGUCGGUAAAUCCUUUAAGCACUGUUGUGGAUAACGGAGACAUUUUAUUGCGACUUAAACGUCAUCCGCAUCAUGGACGCCGUAGAAAUUGGGGAGGCGGUGGCGGUGGAGGAGUCUAUGGUGCACCCUAUGGCGGAGGCUAUAGCGCACCCUAUGGCGGAGCUUAUGGUGCACCCUAUGGAGGAGGCUAUGGUGCACCCUAUGGCGGAGGAUAUGGCGCGCCCUAUGGCGGUGGCGGUGGCUACCCAGAACGUUACGCCCCACCAUCUGGAGGUUCAAGUCAAGCUGCUGCUUCUUCAAACGUGGUUAGUGGCCCUGCUGGUGCUCAAGGUACAUCCUCUGCCACGGCAACCUCAUCGUAUAAUGUGGGAUACCCCUAUGCUGCCUAA
Molecule: messenger RNA, 447 nt
Organism: Zeugodacus cucurbitae (melon fly)
Lineage: Eukaryota; Metazoa; Arthropoda; Insecta; Diptera; Tephritidae
Product: major prion protein-like
Exons: 1
Coding region: 1-447 (148 amino acids)
Source: RefSeq, a predicted model, not a curated record